Messenger RNA from Etheostoma spectabile (orangethroat darter), 2932 nucleotides. Its product is annotated as fibrillin-2. The transcript has 5 exons. The record is from RefSeq and is a predicted model, not a curated record. NCBI's taxonomy places the organism in Eukaryota, Metazoa, Chordata, Actinopteri, Perciformes, Percidae. Gene Ontology annotation, molecular function: calcium ion binding; heparin binding. Bases 20 to 2932 code for a protein of 970 amino acids.
GUUUCCACUCCGCUGGCUGAUGAGUCUACUUGCAGGGCUGGAAUACUGCACUGCAGUUGCCGGCCAGAGUGACUGCGAGGCGGCAGGCCUCAAGUGCCACCCUCAGGCUGAGUGUCUGAAAGUUCGAAACAUCUUCACCUGUGUGUGCCGCAUGGGCUACGAGGGUGAUGGUCUGCUGUGUGAAGACAUCAAUGAAUGUCUCAGUGGCCUUCAAGGCUGUCACUCACAGGCCAACUGCAUCAACAACCUGGGCAGCUACAGCUGCGUCUGCAUCGCUGGGUAUGUCGGAGAUGGCACCAACUGUCAGGAUGUCGACGAGUGCCAAAAAGACAACGGGGGUUGCAGUGCCAAUGCCCUGUGUACUAACGUUGCGGGUGGGCGCCAGUGUCAGUGUAAAGCCGGCUUCACCGGCAACGGCUUACAGUGUGAAGACGUUAACGAAUGCAGUAACCAAAGGAUCUGCCAUUGGAACGCAACCUGCACCAACAACCCUGGGUCCUACGUGUGUACCUGUAAUGCUGGCUAUAAGGGCAACGGAAACUACCUGUGUCUUGACAUAGAUGAAUGUACAGAGACUCCUCGUGUGUGUUCCACGUCACUGGGCUACAAAGGCUGUAUCAAUCUGCCCGGCAACUACCGCUGCACGUGCAACACUGGCUUUGAAAAUAACGGGCAGAGCUGUGUGGACAUCAAUGAAUGUGCAAGCAACAUCUGCAGUUCAUACGCGGACUGCGUUAACACCAUGGGGUCCUACCAGUGUACCUGCAGGAGUGGUUUCGAGGGAAAUGGAUUGAAGUGCAUGGACAAAAAUGAAUGCAGUGAAAAAAAUCAAUGCGACCCCAGGGCGGCUUGUAUCAACAGGCUGGGGAGUUACGAGUGCUACUGUUUGGGAGGUUUUACAGGAGACGGUCGACUGUGUGAAGACAUUGAUGAGUGCGCAACGCCCAACAUCUGCCCUUCUACCAGUACCUGCGUCAACAGUGCUGGGUCAUAUUACUGCGACUGCGGCAGAGGCUUCAUCUUGAACAACUCCAAGUGCCAUGACCAGGAUGAGUGCGCGGAAGGCCGCUGCAGCCCGUACGCAACCUGCACAAAUUCACCUGGCUCCUUCUCUUGUCGGUGUACUGCAGGGUUCACGGGAGAUGGCGUCACUUGUGUGGAUGUGGACGAGUGCUCGCUGGCUAAGCAGUGCCACUCCAAUGCCCUUUGUGUCAACCUCCCUGGCUCCUACAAUUGCACCUGUCAGGUGGGUUAUUCUGGAGACGGGGUGAUCCGGUGCAGCGAUGUGAACGAGUGUCUGGCGGAUAAUGGAGGUUGCAGAAACAAAGCGACAUGUGUCAACAACCAGGGUUCCUUUUCUUGCCUUUGCCAGCCUGGCUUCAUCUUGGUAAAUCGGACUCUUUGUCAAGAUAUAAAUGAGUGUAAGGAAUCAAACAAUCCAUGUAGAGUGAAUGAAAACUGCGUGAACACGGACGGGUCGUACGAGUGCUCCUGCCAAGGCGGUUACUACCGCCCUGCCAGCAACAUGGUCUGCAUUGACAUAGACGAGUGUCAAGACAACCCGUGCCAUGUCAAUGCCACAUGCCUCAACACCAUUGGCUCCCACACGUGCACCUGUAAGCGAGGUUUUUUAGGAAAUGGCAUCCAGUGUAGAGAUAUAGAUGAGUGUUCUGUGGACAAUACAUGCCACCCACGGGCACUGUGCACCAACAUCAUGGGGGACUUUUUUUGCGCAUGUCAGCAGGGUUUCAAAGGGGAUGGCUUCUCCUGUCAGGAUAUCGACGAGUGCACCCUCGCUAACAACGUUUGCCCACCCUUCUCAAAGUGUAUCAACUCCCCUGGUGCUCAUGUCUGUUCAUGUUUGAAUGGCACAGUGGCCUUUAAUGGCACCUGUGUGCAACCCAGUCCGCUGUGUAAGCCUGCCUGCCACUUUCACGGCCUGUGCCACCAAUCGCCUGCUGGAUACCAGUGCGUGUGUGACCUGGGUUACGUGGGUGACGGGCUGGCUUGCUCUGAUAUAGAUGAGUGCCAGAGGGCAAACAUUUGUUCUCAAAAGGAAACGGAGUGUAUGAAUAUCCCAGGAUCGUUUUCCUGUGUCUGCAGAAAAGGCUACACACUCAAUGGAACACAGUGCGUUGAUGUGGACGAGUGUAAGAUGGGGCAGCAUGACUGCAGUGAGUUUGCCCAGUGUGUCAACACAAAGGGCAACUAUUCCUGCUCCUGUCUCAGCGGCUUCACAGGCAAUGGGAAGAACUGCUCUGACUUUGAUGAGUGCCAAAUCCAAAAUGGAGGCUGCCAUCCAGUUGCCAGCUGCACUAACACACCUGGAUCUUUCCACUGUUCCUGCCCACCUGGCACGGUGGGCAAUGGCUUUGCCUGCCAGGAUGUGAAUGAAUGCGAGCAGAACUCCACCCUGCUACACAACUGCAGCGCCCAGGCUUUGUGCCGCAACACAAACGGGUCCUACAUCUGCCGGUGCCAGAAGGGAUACCAGGGUGAUGGCUUUGUUUGUGAGGAUGUGGAUGAGUGCCAGCUGGCCUCAACCUGUGGCAGGAACACGACAUGCAACAACACCCCUGGUUCCUACACGUGUUUGUGUAUCUUGGGCCUGGUAUACGACGGGGGCACAUGUGUGAGUGAAGACACAUGCCGAAAUGCUAGUGGCAUUUGCCACCCAUUUGCAAAGUGCCACCCAUACCAGGGUUCCUUCUACUGCCGGUGUAAAGAUGGUUAUAAAGGAAGUGGCACCAAAUGCGUGGAUGUGGAUGAAUGCAACCAAUCACAAGAUCGAGUCUGCCCGGCCUUCUCGUACUGCUUCAACACGAAUGGCUCCUACAUCUGUAACUGCUGGGAAGGGUUUCAGGACAAUGGGACACAUUGUCAGGACAUGGACGAAUGUGUGACGGCAACCGCUCCCGGUGUUUGGAUGUAG